Molecule: messenger RNA, 1788 nt
Organism: Klebsormidium nitens
Lineage: Eukaryota; Viridiplantae; Streptophyta; Klebsormidiophyceae; Klebsormidiales; Klebsormidiaceae
Source: the annotation of a GenBank genome assembly
AUGUCAGCGGCAGGAAGUCCCCAACUGAACAAAUUAAACACCAUCUUUCUCGUCGAGAGAGCAUCCAUGGAUGCACAGAAAGAAGCAGCAGAUGCCCCGGUGGAGGCUGAUGCAAUAGCAGGGCCGGUGGUGAACAAACUAGGGUUCAAAUUUACGCAGAGCAAAGCGCGGCCUUUACUGCCGUCCAAUUCAGUCCCCUCAGCAAGGGCGGGCGAUGGUGUCAGCAGGGAGUUUGUUUCUGCUGUGGGGGAGGGGCGCAUAGAAACCACGGGGGGCAAGGCUUCAGCUGAACUGAAGGUUAUUCCAAAGCUGGAGAACAAGUGGCGGCCAGAAAGUAAGAUGAGGAGCUUGCAGGAGACGAUGCGGGACUACGCGAUUGAACAAAAGACAGAAGAUAGGUUUGAGGUGGAGGAGACGAUUGCGGCGGGGAAGGUGGACGGGGUGCAGUAUGGGCUGCAGAUCAGGGUUAAGAAAGAGGUUAGGAGAGAGGUCAAUGGUGCCCUGGAGCCCCCAGCAGAAAGCUCGUCCCGUGCUUACAGGAGCGCUCAGGAACUAGAGGCGCAGCAGCUCAAGAAAGAUCUGAAUGAGCUCCCGGACGAAGCGGAUGAGGAUGCGUAUGACAGCAUGCCGAUCGAGGACUUUGGCAAGGCAAUGCUGCGGGGAAUGGGGUGGGUGGAGGGGAAAGCUGUCGGGCGGAAUGCUAAGGGCAAGGUCGUAGAGCCGGUCGUCAACGUUCCAAGGCCUGACCGAUUGGGGUUGGGCGCAAACCCAAAACCGCAGGAGGUUAAGGAGAGGAAGUACAUCAAGCCGGGGGAGACUAGGGGUCCGAAGCCGGACCUGGUCGCGGCGCCUGGGAGCGAUGGCCGACCUCGGAAUUCUCGGAAGGUAGAUGAGCAACUAGUCGAAAGAGAAAAGAAGGGCGUGCACGUGGGGAAGGUGAUGGAGAUUGUGACUGGCAGGCAUAGCGGUCUGAAAGGGGAGAUUUUAAGCAUUAAGAAGACGGAAGGGCGCUCGGAUCGAGCGACCGUGAGGCUGAGGGGGAGCGAGGAGGUCGUCGAAGUGCGUGUACAAGAGUUGGCGGAUGUGGCGAGUGUGAACGGGCACAACUCGGACAGAGCCGGCAGAGCAUCCAAUGGAGAUGCUCGUGUCAACGGCGCGGCAAGAAACGGCACGAACGGCCGCGAGGCGGGGCCAAGUAGGGAGGGGGGAAGGCGUGGGGAUGACAUACGGCUAAAGCGCAAAGUCGACGAGUCAAGGAGGGAGGUGGAAGAAGGGGACAGAAGGGGCGAAGACGCUCCGUGGCUGGUGCCGCAUAUCCGGGUCAGGAUUGUGAGCAAGAGCUUGCAAAGUGGGCGGCUGUAUCUGAAAAAGGCGACGGUUGUUGAUGUCGUGACCCCCACCACAGCGGAUCUCACUGUCGACGAGACUGGACAGAGUUUGCAGGGGGUGCACCAGAGCAGCCUUGAGACGGCGCUUCCCAAACGAGGGGGAAACGUGGCGGUGGUUACGGGAAAGGAGAGAGGGCGGAGAGGACGGCUGCUGGAAAGGGAUUCGGAGCGGGGGAUCGGGGUGGUGCAAUUUAGCGACCAUCGAGUAGAGGGCGUCGAGGUUGUGAGGCUGGAGCUCGAUUCAGUGGCGGAGUUCGUGGGGCACGAUGAAGACUUGGACUGAGGGACUGCAAGCAGGCCCUUCAUCCCCUGUUCGGAUUCUGAACGAAAGACGAUCUUCAGUCGAGAAACACUCUGUACAGCCCAGCUUCGUAUGCAACUUGCAAAAGGUGUUGUCCAC